This is a messenger RNA of Symbiodinium natans, 1335 nucleotides long. The record is from the annotation of a GenBank genome assembly. Lineage: Eukaryota; Dinophyceae; Suessiales; Symbiodiniaceae.
AUGGCAUCGCUUCUUUGUGUGUUAGGUCGUGACCUUGGCCCAAUUUUUCUACUCUUUCUGACGGCUGUCAUCUGGAAGAGGAACUUCUACAUGCGUGGCUUGACCUACCGAACAUGUGUAGUGCCAGCAAGCCGGGAGAAGAUCAUGAAAUCGAUCUUCUACAUUGGCUUGCUCGGGAGCUUUGACGCCGCCUUAAGGCGGAUGGGUCAGCUCCUUGUUCUACUCAAGCUACCAGUUUUCCCAAAGUCCGAGCGCUCGGCUUUUUUGCUCCGCCUUCUGUUCCUUCAUGUUCCUUGGGCCCUCUGGGCAAUCCGGGGCCCCCUGAGCGAGCGCGGCUCUACUCGCGAUGACCGUGGCUGGUCGGACGCCGUGACGCGCUCGCGCCUUUGGCGGAUGGUCUCCGCUGCGUUCGGCCACGCGCAGAUCGUCCUCUCGGAGGAGUGGCGUCAGCUCAGCCCAAAGGAGAUCCAACAUUGGAUGGAUCGUCACUAUGUCAUCCCGAUGCAUCCCCAUGGCCUGCUGCCAUUUGGGGCCAUCCUGGCCGGGCUCACAUGGGCUGGCGGCGGCCUCCGGGGUCGCACAGCCUCUGGCGUAGAACUGCCCGAGCCGGAGAACGGAGGCGAACUUCUGCACCAGCGCUGGUUCAGGCAGAUGAAGCUGCGUGCGGCAGUUGCGUCCGGGGCAUGCGGCCUUUUCCCCGGCUUCUACGAGAUGUUCACGACGCUGGGUGCCUUUGAAUGCACCAAGCCCUUUAUCUGUGACCGUCUCCGGGCUGGGCGCGAUGUAGCCAUCUUCGUGGGCGGGGCACAGGAGAGCGCGUAUGCCACCCCAGGGCGCUAUGUCUGUUACGUCAAUUCCCACAAAGGAUUCGUGCGGCUUGCUUUAGAGGAGCGGAGGGACCUCCUCCCGAUGUGGUGCUUUGGCGAUGAGGCCAUCAUUCCUCAGAUGAGGGACCCGCCCGCGUGGAUCGCGCAGUUGCAGAAGUUGUUCAAGAGCAUCACGGGGCUCCUAGUACCUCCAGCCUUCGCCGGAUUGCCACGACUUCCGCCGCUGACCCUGGUGACGGGAGUUCCGGUCUCGUUGGAGGAUCUGUGGGCGAAGGAGCUUGGUGGUGAGGUUUCUGAAGAGGCUGUGAACGAGGACAGGUUUUCUGGGCAGUGGCCGCUGUCAUUAGCUCAAGCCUUUGGGAACGUCGGCUGUGGUGGCUCAGCAGGGCUUCCUCCCCAGAAUAUGAAAAACACGAAAAGAGCCGCAUCCCUGCAAGCUCAGAUCAAUUGUUCUGCAGGGCCAUCGUCGAUACGUGGAGGCAAAGCGUGUGGCCUAUGCAGAAAGUAA